Molecule: messenger RNA, 1773 nt
Organism: Paramacrobiotus metropolitanus
Lineage: Eukaryota; Metazoa; Tardigrada; Eutardigrada; Parachela; Macrobiotidae
Product: F-box only protein 9-like
Exons: 6
Coding region: 283-1587 (434 amino acids)
Biological process (GO): SCF-dependent proteasomal ubiquitin-dependent protein catabolic process
Cellular component (GO): SCF ubiquitin ligase complex
Molecular function (GO): protein binding
Source: RefSeq, a predicted model, not a curated record
CAAAAACGGAAAACGUAUUAAGCACUAACCAGUAAGCAGUACUUAGUAUGAUUACUUAAUUAAAACCACACUGUAGACACGUAGUAAAUCAAGCUUCUAUAAAUUAAUUACUGACCCUUUCUUCCGAUGUUUUGUGGGUGAUUGAAGGUGCCGGUUGUUCCCAUGCUCAGCGUCUGCAUGGAAUUUGCAGGUGGUAUAUGUUGUGCAAUGCAGUUGUCGAUGGGCAGGUUUUCACGGGCAGGUUUAAUUUUGGGGCCGCGACUAGUCUGAAUUAUCCAAACGAUGGACUUGGAGGAAGAUUUCGCGACAACGCAGGACGAGCGUAACUUGGAGUUGCAGAUGUUCCGCGAACGGUGGAAACAAGAACUUGGCGCAAAGACUGCCGUACCCGCCGGCCCAACAACAGGCGGAUAUCACGAGGAAACUUCGCAUGAUCCAAACGUAACGGAUUGCAGCCGAUCCACAUUUGAAAUUGCAGCAGAAAUUUUUCGCGAAGGAAUGAAAGAAGAGCGCAAUGGACGCGUCUACGAAGCCAUUAGUCUUUACCGGCACGCCAUGCAGUUGGAUCCCGAUAUUGAGUUCAAAAUGGAGAAAUCCGCUGCCGUUAAACCGAAAAAUCGCGUGGCUGAUGUGGCACCGCGCCAGGUGCCCACAUUGUCUCCACAAGAAAUGGAUGAUGAACAGGAGACUGAGGAAGACAUCCUGGAACGUCUGCUCACUUACGACACUCUAGUGUACGGAACGUGUCUCCCGGAGUAUCCUUUAGGAGACACCGACACCCAUAUCAGCGCCUUGCCGCUCGAAGUUCUGCAGUACAUUACGCAGUGGCUCGUCUCGUCCGAACUGGAUAUGCUUUCCUUGGAACGUUUUACGAUUGUCUGUCGGGGAUUUUACCGGACGGGAAGGGAUGAUGCAGUCUGGCGGUUGGCCUGCAUGCGCAUCUGGGGCAAAUUAUGCGAACGCCCCGAAGCGCUGAAUUACGGAUCGUGGAGGCAGAUGUUCAUUCAGCGCCCGCAGAUCCGUUUCAAUGGAGUAUAUAUAAGCCGCAUUUCGUAUAUCCGUCCUGGUGAAGCGUCCUUUAUCGAUCAGAAUUCAAAUUAUCGGCCUUGGCAUACGGUGUAUUAUUAUCGCUUUUUCCGGUUUUUCGCCGAUGGCACUGUUUUGUAUGCUAACACGCCAGAUGAGCCCUUGAAUGUCGUGCCUCGAUUGCGGACCAAACAACAAGCGAAUAUCUCCAGCAGUACUGGUUGUGUUAUUUUGACAGGAUGUUUUCGGUUGACUCCCGAUGGGGAGGGAGUGACUAUUUAUCUGAAACGGGAUUUGUAUAAAGACGAUAUGGGGCAACGACAAACACGGAAUAAGCGCAACAGCAAGAAGGAAGGCACGGAAACGCUGGUGAUGGAAUUGGCUAUUCGGAGUUCGAGAGGCCGAUUGCAUGGCAGACUUGACUGGAAAAGGUAUUCCAUCACACGGAAAAUUGGCAAAAUCGAAACGCAUUCUCUGGUGGAUGUUCAUCAACAGUUUCCAUCAUCGUUUUUUUCACGCGUGAAAAGUUAUACGGGUUCGUCUGAAAAUCCGUUGGAGUAAGCACGAAAUUACAGCGAUGUGAUUGGUGUGAAAUGGAAUAUUAUUUAUAGUUUGUAUUUUGAUGAUACAGAAUGCGAACUACUUUUAAAUUUUGUUUAAAAAGUGGUUGAACGAGUCAGAAUGACAGUCAGGACUUGACUUCUCGAGAGCAUUUUGUCAGUGAGGUGAUGAAUGAUAUUGCAGUUG